Messenger RNA from Sinocyclocheilus anshuiensis, 1324 nucleotides. Its product is annotated as NFATC2-interacting protein-like. The record is from RefSeq and is a predicted model, not a curated record. Lineage: Eukaryota; Metazoa; Chordata; Actinopteri; Cypriniformes; Cyprinidae. Gene Ontology annotation, biological process: positive regulation of transcription by RNA polymerase II; cytokine production. The coding region runs from base 71 to 1111 and encodes 346 amino acids. Gene Ontology annotation, molecular function: protein binding. The transcript is spliced from 9 exons.
AAGUAUUCCGUGAGCGAGCCUUUGUUUCGUGACGUCACGCCCUCACCGAGAGCGCGCGCGGAAACGAAACAUGGCUGAAAUGGUAACAGACAGUGACGGGGGUGUAACUGUAUCAGACCCUCCAAAACAACCCCCCAAACGCCGACGCAUCCUCGACGCUUCCUCCAUCACAACAGUACCUGUUUACUCCAACAAGGUAAACAGCUCCUUAAAUCUGAAGCCAAUAACCUUCAAACACACCACUCUCACAGAUGAGGAAAAAGGUGGUCCUCUGUGGUCUCCUUCCCCACCUCGUACAGAGAGACGGCCAGUCAGCAUUGAUCUGAGUGGCUCAGAGGAGGAGCCAGAACAGACUGAAGCUCAGCAGAUCCUCCGUUCCCCCUCUCCACCCCCUCCACCAUGUAGUCCACUACUGAAACGGAGCAGACGGGCAAACCCAAAAAUACAAGAAAUCCACAGGAAAUUGGAUGCGAUUGGCUCUCUGGUGUGUCUCUCGCCUGAGCCUCAGCAGCCUGUGGUUGAAUACAGAAACUCUCCAUCUCCUGUGAAUGACUCUGAUGAUGACAUCAUCAUCAUUUCUUCUGACAGCAAAAAGAAACGACGUCCCCAAAAUGCUGAGGACAGAGACUCAGCACGAGAAAUUUCACUAAAAUUUCGCUGUCGAACAGAGUUGUACAAAAUCCCAAUACUGUCUACGGCUCCGUUGAGUAAAGCUGUGGAACAGUUGGCCAACAAACUCAAUGUCCGACCCAGCCAAAUUCUGUUGUUAAAGAAAGAUAUUGAUCUCCCAAUUCACUCGUCCGUCAGUGAGCUGGGUCUCGGCAUAGCUGACAUUAUAGAUUGUGUAGUAACAGAGAAUAAACAAGAAGAGAGUGACAAAAGUAAUGUCAUUACUGUGCGACUGCAAGGCAAAGAGAAAGCAUCUGUGCAGGAGUAUUCCCUACAAAAGAAUGCUCCUCUAGGAUCCAUCCUGUCUCAGUACGUCUCUGGUUUGAGCGCCAGUGCUAGACGGAAAGCCAAAUUUCUCUUUGAUGGGUCAAGGGUCUCGUAUAAUCAGACUCCAGCUGAUCUGGACAUGGAGUACGGUGACGUCAUUGAAGUCUGGACCUAAACGCCCUCAAAUAUUGAUGUUCUGUACUUUUUCAAAACCAUGUUCUGUAAUGCAAUGUAACAUGUAAUAUGAUAUGGUUUCUGUGGUUCGCAAGGACGGAGAAAAAUAUUUGUAGAGGAGACUUCUUUUUAGAAAAAUGUAAUUUUUUUUAAGAUUUCAUGAACAAUACACAUUUGACGUGUUUGAAGACAUGCAAAAACAAUAUAAAGUCAG